AGGGGGUGGCGCGUAUCAGCCCCGGAUCGUAACGGGCAAUACGAAACCACGGGGCUGCUCCGAAACAUUGGUAAAGCCCGUUUGGAAUGUUGGGGCAAACACGCGGCCCCGCAGCGGUCCGGGAGCAGGGCACUUUCGGUUCCAGGGGUCAAGGAUGUCAGUGGGCCGCCCCCGACGCAUAUAGUGGAGUGUAGUCCCAUCUCCCUUUCGCCUGACACUUGCUGGCUGUUCUGCACGGGACAACCACACCUCGCUUCCGCCAUGUCGCAGCCCGAAGCCACCGGCCGCCGCCGGCGCUCGCCGCCCGCCUCGCCGUCGAGCCGCGACGCCAAGCAGAAGACGACGGGACCCGAUGCCGCCGCCGCCGCCGCCCCCCGCUCACCACCCGGCUGGUCCCACACGCCGACGACGCCGACGCUCCUGUGGCUCGCCGUCUCGCUGCCGCUGGUCCUCUGGGACUCGGGCUACAUCCUGCUGCGGCCGCACUCGAUGCCCGGCGGGGCGCUGCACCGCCCGCUGUGGGUGCCGUACGCGCUGUACGGCGAGGUCGACCACAUGUACGGCUUCAAGCAGUGGCACCUGCGCAACGGCUUCGCGGCCGCGCAGAGCCUCAUGAACCUGGCCGAGACGGCGCUGUACGUCGCCUACCUGUGGCUGUGGCACCGCCACGGCCGCGUCGUCGUCCCCGGGCGCCGCCGGGCCGUGGCCGGCAGGGCCGGCGCGCUGGCGCUGCUGCUCGGGUUCAGCGCCGCGGUCAUGACCGUCAGCAAGACGGUGCUGUACGGGCUGAACGAGUUUUGCUCCGGCUUCGACAACGUCGGCCACAACCUGCCGUGGACGCUGGUCUUCCUGUACAUCAUUCCAAACGGCGCGUGGAUUGUUGUGCCCCUGGUAUUCAUGGUGUACAGCAUGGGAGCGGAGAUCAUCGCUGGGUUGGCUGGGGCGUCGGCGCCUCCGUCCAGUACAUAGAGGCCCUAUAAUCAAGCCGGGAGGAUUUGCACAUGAUACUGUCAAGUGACGUUGCUUGUGCGCGUUCCGAUGCCUAGGCUCAGGGUAACAUUUGCG
Thermothielavioides terrestris NRRL 8126 is the source of this 1065-nucleotide messenger RNA. RefSeq lists its product as uncharacterized. The coding region runs from base 262 to 969 and encodes 235 amino acids. Lineage: Eukaryota; Fungi; Ascomycota; Sordariomycetes; Sordariales; Chaetomiaceae. The transcript has 3 exons. The record is from RefSeq and is a predicted model, not a curated record.